CCGUCACCAGUCGGGACCGCCACGCCGCCAGUGACAGCGAUGAGCACCUCCAGAACGGUCACGGAGCAGGUAGCGCCGGUGCUGCGGCUGCGGGCGUCCGAGCAGGAUGACCGCGGCUUCCUGGCCGAACUGUGCGCCGGCCUCCAGGUGGCGCCACUGCCGCCGCCCCGGCCCAGGGAUGAGGCGCUGCCGCACGCGCCCGUUCGCACCACCCACCUCACGCCCGAGGAGGAGCAGACGGCACUGCGCAACGCCCUGCGGUAUUUCCCGUCGGAGUGUCACGGCGAGCUGGCCCCAGAAUUCGCCACCGAGCUGCGUCUGCAUGGGCACAUCUACAUGUACCGCUUCAUGCCCGACACGGCACGCAUCAGGGCUUACGCGCUGCGCCUCUACCCUGGCGCGUCGCGUCAGGCUGCCGCCAUCAUCCUGAUGAUCAUGAACAACUUGGACCACCGUGUGGCCCAGUUCCCACAGGAGCUCGUCACAUACGGAGGGAAUGGUCAAGUGUUUUCCAACUGGGCACAGUUUCGCCUGACGCUGCACUACCUGUCGACGAUGACUGACGAGCAGACGCUGGUGCUGUAUUCGGGCCACCCGCUCGGCCUGUUUCCGUCCAGCGUCGGCGCGCCGCGCGCCGUCAUCACCAACGGCAUGGUCGUGCCUCAGCACUCGAGCCGGCGCGACUACGACCGCCUGUUCGCGCUCGGCGUCACGCAGUACGGCCAGAUGACGGCCGGCAGCUACUGCUACAUCGGGCCGCAGGGCAUCGUCCACGGCACCACGCUGACAGUGCUGAACGCCGGGCGGCGCUACCUUGGCUCGUCGGAGCUGGCUGGCCGCGUGUUUGUCACCUCAGGCCUAGGGGGCAUGAGCGGCGCCCAAGCAAAGGCGGCCACUAUCAGUGGCUGCGUUGGCGUCGUGGCCGAGGUCAGCAGGGAGGCUAUCGACAAGCGUCACGCGCAGGGGUGGCUGGACGAGGUCAUCGACGACCUGGACGAGCUGGUGGCGCGGAUACGCUCAGCGCGCGCCGAGCGCAGCACGAUCAGUAUCGGCUUCCAUGGCAACGUGGUGGCCGUCUGGGAGCGACUGGUGGAGGAGCACCGCAGCUCGGGCGAGCUGCUGGCAGACCUCGGCUCGGACCAGACCUCGUGCCACGCGCCCUUCUCUGGUGGCUAUUACCCGGUGCAGCUGGGCUACGAGGAGGCGCGCCGGCUGCUGGCCGAGCGACCGGACGAGUUUGCCGAGCUCGUGCGCGCGUCGUUGGUGCGCCAGGUGGUCGCCAUCAACUACCUGGCUGAGCGUGGCAUGACCUUCUGGGACUACGGCAACGCAUUCCUGCUGGAGGCGCGCCGCGCCGGCGCCGACGUCUCUCGCGAUGACGACCCGAACGGCCUGCGCUUCCGCUACCCCAGUUACGUGCAGGACGUGAUGGGCGACAUCUUCAGCUUGGGCUUCGGCCCUUUCCGCUGGGUGUGCAGCUCCGGGGAGCCGUCUGACCUAGCGACGACUGAUGGCAUCGCCGGUCGAGCGAUGGAGCAGAUCACGAAUGAAGAUCUGCCUGAGCCGGUGACACAGCAAUACCGGGACAACCUGCGCUGGAUCCGUGAGGCGGGCCAGCACGGUUUGGUAGUCGGCUCCCAGGCACGCAUCCUCUACUCGGACUGUCGCGGCCGCUCCGCCAUCGCGCUGGCUUUCAACGCCGCCGUCCGGGACGGCACGCUUCAGGGGCCGGUGAUCAUCAGCCGGGACCACCAUGAUGUGAGCGGCACGGACUCGCCAUACCGCGAAACCUCCAACGUGUACGACGGAUCGGCCUUCACCGCAGACAUGGCCGUGCAGAACUGCAUUGGCGACGCUUUCCGCGGCGCCACCUGGGUUGCGCUACACAAUGGGGGUGGAGUAGGCUGGGGCGAAGUGAUGAACGGAGGAUUCGGCAUGGUGCUGGACGGAUCCGAGGAGGCUGACCGCCGCGCCAGGAGCAUGCUGCACUGGGAUGUCAACAAUGGCAUUGCUAGGAGGAGUUGGUCCGGCAACACCAAUGCUGACCUGGCCAUCUCCCGAGCCAUGGCGGACGAGCCUCGCCUGCGGGUCACACGCGCCCACCGCGUGCAGGAGCACGGCCUGGUGGAGCGGGCGCUGUCCCAGUGACGCCACGUCAGCUGCGCCGCCGGUCGGCCCACGGCUGGGUCACCGGGUGGAUGAGAAAGCCCUGAAGAAGGGGCGCCCCCAAACUGGCGGCUAAGAUCAGCUUUUGUGAUGGGAACUAAUGUGAAGUCAAGACUAAAUGCUGGCCAACCGCCCUCGCCGCCGUCCGUGAGACGGAGGGGCGCUGGGCCUCAGCUGGUGCGACACUCACCCAGGUCGGGUAGGCUCCGAAGCGACUCUCGAUAUGCAUACUCAGUUAUAUUGCGAAUGUGGGGCAGCGCUCGUAGAUGUCGCCGCACCAUUUCUGAAAUGUUGAGUCCUGGCAAACGCAUAACGUCGGAUAAGGUUGUUGGUGUUUACUCACAGCCCAGAACCAAAAUAAAUCGAAUAAACGCUUUGGCUCUGCUUUA
Pollicipes pollicipes is the source of this 2555-nucleotide messenger RNA. Its product is annotated as urocanate hydratase. Gene Ontology annotation, molecular function: urocanate hydratase activity. NCBI's taxonomy places the organism in Eukaryota, Metazoa, Arthropoda, Thecostraca, Pollicipedomorpha, Pollicipedidae. The transcript is spliced from 9 exons. Gene Ontology annotation, biological process: L-histidine catabolic process. Bases 40 to 2148 code for a protein of 702 amino acids. The record is from RefSeq and is a predicted model, not a curated record.